Molecule: messenger RNA, 1068 nt
Organism: Nicotiana attenuata
Lineage: Eukaryota; Viridiplantae; Streptophyta; Magnoliopsida; Solanales; Solanaceae
Product: disease resistance-like protein CSA1
Exons: 2
Coding region: 163-795 (210 amino acids)
Biological process (GO): signal transduction
Source: RefSeq, a predicted model, not a curated record
UUCAAAAUUUACACCAGUCCUUAUAAAUAGCACAGGAGAACAGGUCAUAUCAUAUAUUCAAUUUACAAAUAUAAUAACACCAAUUACUAAAACACCCAAAAAAAAAAAAAUCUUUUUGACAAGAAAAAACACAAAACGUCAUUUUAACUUCUUGAAAGAGCCAUGCAACGUUCAGCAAUAACUUCCUCUUCAGCCAAGAAUGUGUGCAAUCAAAUUCUCCGGCUCAGGCGACAAAUCGAACCGGCAAAAAACCGGACACCAUGCGACGUGUUCAUAAACCACAGAGGAAUUGACACAAAAAGAAAUGUAGCAGGCUUGUUGUAUGAGCAUAUUAAGAAUAAUCUUGGACUGCAGCCAUUUUUGGACAGUAAGAACAUGAAACCAGGGGAUAAAUUGUUCGAUAAAAUCGAUCCGGCGAUUCGCAAUUGUAAAAUUGGGAUGGCUAUUUUCUCCCCUCAGUAUUGUGAUUCUUAUUUUUGCUUGCAUGAGUUGUCUCUGAUGAUGGAAUCAAAGAAGAGAGUUAUACCAGUUUUUUGUGAUGUAAAACCUUCGGAACUUGCUAUUAAGGAUUUGAAUGUUAAUUUUCCGAAUAAGGAUUUGGAGAAGUUUAACUUGGCUCUUGAGGAGGCAAAAUACACCGUUGGACUCACAUUUGAUACUUUAAAAGGGGACUGGUCGGAAUUUCUGGUGAAAGCUUCGGAUGCAAUAAUGAAGAACUUGUACGAGGUAGAAAGAGAGAAGCUGAUCCACAGAAAAAUAUAUAUUCGUCGAAAACAACUUUUACACAACUAUUGAUCGAUGAUAAAUAAAAGAGGAUCUAUAUAUCGCUGAGUUCAACUCUAAUAAAUUCACAUUUAUUCAUUUGUUCCUUAGUUUAAUUCUUUUCUUAACCAAAGUCCUUUAGGAAGACUCAAAGGACUUGCUCCUAGCUAACACAUUCAAUAUUCAUUAUUCAUUAUUUUCAAUAAUUUUGUCAUGUAAGUCAUGUUUCAGACUUUUUAUUGCCGAGUAAGUUGGGAUUUCCGACAAUUAUUGAUGUAAUUGUAAAAAAAAUUCAGGUUGUUUUUG